UGCGCAUGUACUUACCUUAUCCCACCUCUUUGCGUUAGUGCUUUCCGCGGUCAGGUGGUCAGGUGGCGCGCUUGCCUGGGUUCCAACCUCAAACUCUUAGAAGCUGUAAAGAAAUUGGAUGUUAGUGGUGACUUGUCAGGUGACACCUAUUUUGUGGCAGAGCCAGGAGGAAAACACAGUGCAGUUCACUUUCUCACUGGCCUCCCAGCUGAGUCUGCACAGCCCUCUGCACUUUCCCAAGAGCAGCAGCAUGAACGCAUCUCAGGUAUCAGUGUCAUUCAAGGACGUGACUGUGGAGGUCACCCAGGAGGAGUGGCACCAGAUGGACCCUGCUCAAAGAACCCUAUACAGAGAUGUGAUGCUGGAGAACUACAGCCACCUGGUCUCAUUGGGAUAUUGCUUUAUAAAAACAGAAGUAAUCUUCAAGUUGGAACAAGGAGAAGACCCAUGGUUAUUAGAGGAUGAAUUUGUAAACAGAAGUUACCUGGAUUAGUUGCACUCAAGAAAUUUCUCUUUUCCCAAGAUACACCCCUCCACCCCCAGAGCUCUGCCAAGUAGGAGUCAGGAUGGCAGCCACUGUGGUUCUUGAAGACGAAGGGAAGGACUCCAGGUACUAGUCCUCUCCUCCGUGGCUCCCAAAGUCGGGAGAUGUGGGCAGGCCUCCCUUGCACACCCUCAAUGGACGGUCUUGUUACUCUCUACAGACCCCAGGAAGGAGGUGGCCCUGAAGGACACUGGCUCGUGUGCAGUGAGCGCCUUGGCACAGGAGGGACUCAAGUUCUCUCUGCCUUUGGGUCAGGCUAUGACCCCCACCGAAGGGCUCAGGCCCGAGGGAGUGGGGUAGGGGUGCUUAUCAAGUAGGGGUCGCGGACAGCAGGAGCUGCGGGGUGCGGGGGGGGCUCUUGUAAGCGCGGCCGCAGUGGCCGCGGGCCUGCGUUUAACCGGGUGCGUGUGGAGCCGCCUGCUGGUCUGGUCAGACCAGGCCGGACCGCAAACAAGCCGCGCCCCCUGGUUCUCUGCGCCAGGGGUACUGGCGUUCGACGUCCAACUCCGGAAGUCCGCUGGGCCCAGCCCGUGAAGAAGGGUUGCAGUCAGAAACUCAGGGAUACUAGGGAGAGACUUUGCUGUGGGCCCCGCCUCCCACACGAACGCGGUGCGCAGCGGCCAAGGUGUCAAGGGGACAGCACGGCCCGGCCUCUGAGAACUAUGCCCGGUGAAUACCCCGGGGCGGGCCCUGCGCCACGACUGUCCACAUGUGACCUUUUUCUCCUUAGGGGUACGAUUUAUGGAGUGAAGGAGCGCCGCUUCCUCCCAGGCUCCGCAGCCCCGCUCAGGCCAGGAGCCCAGGAGGCGUCUCUGUGGGCCAGCGGCGCCCUGGCCUUCGUUUGGCCCUCCGGGUCUCCGUCCCAGCACAGCGGUUGGCGCGAGUUGGGGACGGCCGCGGGCGUGACACUCGUCAGCACGAACCGCGAGCACAGCGCGAGGAGCAUUUCAAUCUAAGGCCCCCGAGGAUAGGCCGGACUUAAGGGCUGUGCCAACUGGAGGGGCUGUGAGUCUGUGAAAGCCCCCGGGAGGCUGAGCAUGUAUAAUCCGUUAAAAUGAGUUCACUUAUGAGCUAAAGAGGUAGGAGAUUUCAUACUGCUCCUUGACCUAAAAAUUCUAAAUCUUGUUACUUUGACCCACACGUGUCUAUAUGUUAUAUAAACUAAAGAGAGGAACGGUGAGAAAAUUGUCCGGUUGAUUCCUCUCCAACAUUUCCGCCCUCCCCUCAUGCCUCUUCAAAUAAAAACAUACACAUGCAGA
Messenger RNA from Herpailurus yagouaroundi (jaguarundi), 1803 nucleotides. Its product is annotated as zinc finger protein 510-like. The transcript has 6 exons. Gene Ontology annotation, biological process: regulation of DNA-templated transcription. The record is from RefSeq and is a predicted model, not a curated record. Lineage: Eukaryota; Metazoa; Chordata; Mammalia; Carnivora; Felidae. Bases 119 to 493 code for a protein of 124 amino acids.